Messenger RNA from Amborella trichopoda, 3490 nucleotides. RefSeq lists its product as uncharacterized. Gene Ontology annotation, molecular function: cytoskeletal adaptor activity; actin filament binding. Gene Ontology annotation, biological process: actin crosslink formation. The record is from RefSeq and is a predicted model, not a curated record. NCBI's taxonomy places the organism in Eukaryota, Viridiplantae, Streptophyta, Magnoliopsida, Amborellales, Amborellaceae. Gene Ontology annotation, cellular component: actin filament.
GGACUCUCGGUCUUCGAGUGCAAUGAAAAGCAAAUAACAGGAAAAAAAAAAAAACCUGCUUUUCGGAUACCCUUUUUCCUUGACUGUGUUCAUGCAUGUCUAGAAAGAGGGAUAUAUUCAUGAAAAAAUUUAGAAUCUUUUUCAUUUGAAAUCAAGGGUUAGAAAGUAUAUGUAUCUUUUCCCGCCAUUAUCUAAAAAAUGAUCUUCAUUGUUGGGGAAAUGGAGUUUCUUUCCACUUCGUCCUCUGAGUCCAGCUUCAGAGAGCUAGAUGACGAGUUCCUGCAGAGACAGGCAAGAAUAUGGCUUGGUGAGAUGCUGCAUGUGAGAUUUGAUGAGAAGACAAGUGUUACUGAUUUGCUUGCUGAUGGAGAAUUGCUGUGUCAAGUGUCCAAGGUAGUGUGGCAAAUGUUGCUGAGAACAAAUCCAGAGCUAUCAGAUUCAAAGGCAUACAUAUCUGAACCAACAGCUUCAGGGAAGAGUGGUGGCAGGUAUCUGCCUUACUUAAAUGUUGAUGCUUUUCUCAAGAUUUGUCAGAUAUUGGGCUUGACUAGUGUUGAUCUUUUCACUCCAUCGGAUGUUGUUGAGAGAAGGGGUACUCGUAGGGUUUGCAUCUGCGUUCGGUCCCUCUCAAAGAAAGCCAGGUCAAGGCAAUUAAAUGUUCCAGAUUUUGACGUUGUUACCUCUACAAUAGCCAUGCCCACAGACAUGGUUGGCUGCAUACGAAGAUGCUUGGAGCAAUCGCAAUGUAGCUCGUCUGUUUCCCUGAGUCAUACUUCAAGCUCCGAACGAAAUCCUAAAAAGAAGUCAUCCAGAGGAGAACUUAUUAGACUGUUUGGCCAUCCGUCAGAGUUCUCUAGUGAUGCAGAAAGCAGUUUAAGGAAUCUAGAUUUUGGAAGUACAGCCUCAAGUACCUCCUAUGAAACGUUUUCCAGAUCAACCCAUUUUUCACCAAGAUGUGGUUCAGUAGUUGAGGACAACUUUUCAACCACACCUCUGCAGAUUCAAUCACCUUUGGAAAACACAUGUAAUGGUGGUCAUUUGGACUUUGAAAUUGAUUCCCACUAUUCUUCAGCAGUAAAAAAUUCUGUAAAUGCAGGCGUUAUAGAUAAAGGGGAUUAUCCUUCAAGAGUUCUAGAUAACCAGCAUACUGUUACUUCAACAGAUGCCUAUAUUAGAGAAAUCUGUAGUUCUUCAGUUCUUGACAAUGAAAUGAUAUUCACUAUCUUCCCAGAUAGUGUAGACUCCAGAUCUGAUAUUCUCUCUAGUUAUGUUCAGGAAGAAUUGGGAAACACACAUGUAUUUACUACACCAGGCGCAUAUCAUGCCACAAGUAAGAAGAUUGUUGAGUCUGGUUGCAACUAUUGUAUGGAGGGAAGCCCCUCUGCAAAUAGCAUAUUUUGGGCAGGCAAAAACAUGGAGGUACUUGGAGAAUGUAUUUGUCAAAUUCAUGUCAAAUCACCUAACAAUAAAUCUGAGUUGAUAUCAGAAUUUAGAGACUUAAACUGCCCUUAUGCGCUAGAAAAUAUAGGUUCCUACAAAAGCCAUUUGUAUGGGCAUGUAUUAGGUCAUUUGGAUUCUCUUUAUAGCUGUACCCUUGCUUGUAACUGCAAUCACAACAGUGAGCUCGCAACUUAUACAAAAUACAUGCUGCCUCAAGGUGUCUUUCCUGUUUCCCAUCUGGAUAGUAAUUUUGUUCAAAACUGUAAGGAGUAUGUUGUUGGGGUUGAUUGUGGUUUAUCUUCAGAACCACAAGGUUCAGAUGUUAAAUACUUGGGUAGAACAGCAUGUCCAAGAUUAAAAUGUCCUUCGGAUGUGGCAAAAACACAUUUUCAAGAAGCAGAAAGUGAUGCAGCAGAUUUUGGUGCGGCUGUCAUUGAGGUAGAACAAAGCGCUAAGUUGAACUUUAAUGGGAAUAAAAAGGAGCUACAACUAAGAUCGAAAAGUUCUGACCGGAGUGUUUUACAUGUGAGAGAUCAGUGGCUUGCAUCAGAAAAUAGAGUUCACGACAAGGUAGAAGCUUUUUCAAUAGUCGGUAUGGAAGAUUCAACUUGUCAACCUUCAAAGCACUGUGAAGAAGAUCCAAUUGAAUUUGGUGCAAAAAACUUUUCAGACCGUUGCUUGGAUGGUUGCUGCAAAAAUAUGUGGGUAGACAAACACAUCAACAGUAAUGGGAAAUCAGGAGAAACAGAUUUGAAAAUUGUCAAAUUCUCUGAUCAUCACAUUAGUAUGGAAAGGGCUGCAGGUGCGCUGAUAACAGAAAUUGAUGCCUUUUCAACCACUGCAUGUUUUUCGGAUCAGGCAACUGAAAAUGUCAAACUGAAUGAUGAGAAUGAGAGAAGACCAUAUGGUUCCCACCAGGAAACAAAUCAACAAGAAGCAGGCAUAGGUCCAUUGUCCAAUUCUAAUGGGAUGCAUGGAAAUAGUGAUGGGGAACUGCCCAAGAAAGGGAGUCGGAAAAAACGCUUGGCUUCUGUUUUUGGGGGAGUGGCAAUCUUCGGUGCAUUCUUGUUGUUACUUCAGAUCCGGAAACCAAGAGUACAUGAUGAAGAGAGAGAUCGUAAGUUUGUGGGGAAAUCUAAAGCUAGCUGGCCUAGUUUCUGGAAAAGGGGUUCAGAAUCGGAUAAAGCGGAAACGGAUAAAGCAGGCCGGGUAUAUCCUGGAGAGAGACUGAAAUUGCUUGACUAGGACUUUAGAAUUUACUUGGGUUUAACCACAAUAUUGUUAGUAGUACUUUUUGGUGGGGUCUAGUUCAUUAACCACCUGAUGAGGCACCUUAUAUUAAUGUCAACAACGUAGCAUCAUAGACUGAUGAAGCCGCUCCUUAGGAUCUAUAGAUUGUAAGAAUAAGGAUCUCAAGAGCAGAGUAAUCCUUUGUUUCAUGCAAAGAUGAAGGCUACUGAAGCUCUGAGCCCCAUUACGCUGGGGAUAUAUAGACCAGUGUUUAGAAAAUCAACUUGGCCAUUUGGUGGAGGCCAGUCCGAGUAACUGCCCGAGUCCAACUCUUUUUUUUUUUGAAGGAAAAUGAAGAGAAAGAACGGUUAUAUAUAAUAUGAGCAUUAUUUUUAUCAACCAAGCAGUAGACUGGCGUGUUGGCAGUGGGGGCUCAAUCUUUUUGGAGCUCCAAAAAAAUGUUUCUUUAAAAGCCGCAUUUGUGUCAUAUAAAAAAAUGGCGUCUUUAAAAGAGUCAUAUUUACAGCGGGACUAACUAGCAGGCAGAAUAUUGCAUGGUUGAUAAAAGUGUCGCGAUUAUUAUGUAUACUUUAUUUUUUUAUUUUCUUUAAAAAAAAAAAAGACCUUGCGAGUUAAUCAGACUUGCAGGAGUAACUUGCCUUGCCCACAGCCUGAGUACCUUGGCCGAGUAGAUUAUCACAGGCUUGCACAAAUGAUAUCCGUCAAUUAAAUUGGUAGGGGGCUUGUUAAGGGCAAUUAUGGUUGCCAUAUCUUCUUUGUAAAUUGGCCUGUAAAAUCAAUUUUGUGAGAUCUUGAAUUA